Messenger RNA from Alternaria arbusti, 1251 nucleotides. RefSeq lists its product as uncharacterized. The transcript has 3 exons. The record is from RefSeq and is a predicted model, not a curated record. Lineage: Eukaryota; Fungi; Ascomycota; Dothideomycetes; Pleosporales; Pleosporaceae. The coding region runs from base 1 to 1251 and encodes 416 amino acids.
AUGGCUCCCGCACUUCCCACGCAAGACUACUACGUUACCUUGGGGGUGCGACCUUCUGCGCUGUACGGCGAGAUCAAGACGUCAUACCGCCGCCUCGCACUAUUGCAUCACCCGGACAAGAACAUCGGAUCUCAACAUGCGACCGCGACGAUUCAGCUUAUCAACGCAGCAUGGGAAGUACUCAAAGAUGCGACUAAGAGGAGCGAAUACGAUCGCAGCCGUCAACAACGAACUGCUUCAUCCUCAGGCAGUCAACCUUACGCUCCAUCUCCAGCCACAUCACAGCCAAACCCUCAGCCGCACCCGCAAAACGAGACACCAGCGCAAAGGGAAGCGCGUGCACAAGCAGAGAACAACCGGAUACGACAAGAGUGGCUCAACUAUGAGAGAUCUCAGAAAGAGCAGAUUCGUCAAUGUCGUAACACUGUCAAGUCUCUUGAAGCCGAACUCGAGUGCCUGAACAGGAAUGUUUUUGAGAAUCGAGCAAAGCUAGCAAACGACAAUCAGUCGGAAGCGGGCACAUUGGCCUUCUUGAGCAACAGACUGAGUGAACAAGAGAAGAGCGACAUCACGUUAGCCACAAUCAACGCGGAGAACGUCAUUCGGAUCAAGCAGAUACGCCUAGACGAAGCAAGGGUACGGCUCGAACAGCUGAACGAUGACCUCACGAAACGAAAAAAUCAAGAAGGCGAAAGGCUUGUGGCUGAGCUGGCUGAGAAGGCGAGGAAAGAACGACUUGCGAAAGAAAAGGCUGAACAGGCCCGACAGUGGGAACAGACAAGACAAGCAUGGGAGGCUGAACAACGUGCUGAAAAGGAGUCCCGAAAAGCACGAAAGAAAGCGAAGCGAGAAGCAGAACAAAAAGCAGGAUGGGAGGCAGCAAAGAAAGCAGCAAGAGAAGCAGAGGAGUAUGCGAGAGAGGAAGCAGAGUAUUGGGCGACACAGAAAGAAGAGCGUCGCAUGAGAGAGGAAGCAGAGUAUUGGGCGAGAAAAGAAGCAGAGGAGUAUGCGAGACAAGAAGAAAAGCAUCGUGCGAGAGAGGAAGCAGAACGUCGUACGAGAGAGCAAGCGGAGCUUCGUGCAAGACGGAAAGCAGAGCAUCGUGCGAGGCAAGAAGCAGCUCACCGUGCAAGACAAGAGGAAUCGAGGAAGCGCGCGGCAAAGGAACAUGCAGCAAAGCAGUAUGAGGCCACAGCAGCAGAACGAUCACGAGCGAGGAGAUCCAACUAUGACGGGACUGCGCAGGGUUGA